UGGUUUAACCUAGGCAAACACGAAGCUGAGUCCAUAGAAGCGAAGCUGUAGCAUCAGUUGCCAAACCUACAAAACCCUCUCUUCAACGUAGGCGCUCACUUUAUCUCUCUCUGUCCCAACUCUCCUCUUCUUCAUCCAAUGGAAGACGACGACGAUUUCGGAGAUUUAUACAGCGACGUCCUCCGCCCCUUCGCUUCGCCCUCAUCCUCUGCGCCGCAGCCCCACCAAUCUUCCCCUGCACCCCCCUCCAUCGAUCUCAAUCUCAACGCCGCACAGAUCCCCUGCGAUGCGCCCCCACCCGAUUCCCCUGCACCCAAUCAGCUCCCUGCCCCCGACCCACACCCGCUGCCCCCCGCCGCCGCCGAGGAACCGCCCAAAAUUCUCGACGCGGAGCCUCCGCAGGAUUCAACCCUCGCCGCGACGGACGAGGGCGUUGAUCCGAUGGACAGGGACGUGAAAUUCGACAUCGAGGAGGAGGAGGAGGACGACGGCGGCGACGUCGGCUCGGAGCCGGUUAUUCCGGGGCUAUCCGGCGCGGCGCCGGCUGAGGAAGGCGGCGAGGGCGAUGAUUGGGACAGCGACAGCGAGGAUGAUUUGAAGAUAGUGUUGAACGAGAACAAUCACAUGGCCAUGGAGCGGGGUGGGAUGGGGGAUGGUGAAGAGGAAGAGGAGGAUGAGGAUGAGGGGCUUGUGAUUGUGGGUGCUGAUCCGAAUCAGGCUGCGGAGGAGCAGGAGUGGGGCGAGAAUGCGGCGGUGGUCGGCGAGGGCGGCGAGAGGAAGGACGCCGCUGAAUUGGCCAAGGCCGGGGGCGCGGUGGCCCCGAAGAUUGGGUAUAGCAAUCAUGGAUACCACCCCUUUCAUUCCCAGUUUAAGUAUCAGUAUGUUAGGCCUGGUGCAGCACUAAUGCCUGGAGCUACUACUUCGGCUCCAGGAGGGCCUCCUGGUCAGAUUCGUCCACUCGCUAACAUGGCUGGUCGAGGCAGAGGGGACUGGAGACCACUUGGAAUGAAAGGGGCUGCUGCUAUGCAAAAAGGUUUUCAUGCAGGUCCUGGAUUACCUGGUUGGGGCAACAGUGGUGCAGGGCGGGGUAUUGGUGGUGGAUUGGAAUUCACACUUCCUUCUCACAAGACUAUAUUUGAUGUUGAUAUUGAGAGUUUUGAGGAGAAACCGUGGAAAUAUCCAAAUGUCGAUACAUCAGAUUUUUUCAACUUUGGUUUGAAUGAGGACAGCUGGAAAGACUAUUGCAAACAGCUGGAGCAACUACGCUUGGAGUCUACUAUGCAAAGCAAGAUCCGUGUUUAUGAGAGUGGUCGAACAGAGCAGGAGUACGAUCCAGACUUACCCCCUGAAUUAGCUGCUGCUACUGGUAUACAUGAUGUUCCUGUUGAAAAUGCAAAUUCUCUAAAAUCAGAUAUCGGACAAAGCGAUGUUAUGAAAGGUUCUGGGACUGGACGUGUGCGACCACCACUACCAACUGGUAGAGCAAUACAGGUGGAAGGUGGUUAUGGUGAUAGGCUUCCUUCCAUUGAUACCCGCCCUCCUCGAAUCCGUGAUUCAGAUGCCAUCAUCGAGAUUGUUUUACAGGAUACAGAAGAUGACCAUUCCUCUGCAGGAAUUGCUCAAGAUCCAACAGAGGGUGGAGAACCCCAUAGAGAUGAUUUUAGAGAAGAUCAUGUAGAUGAAAUUCCAAGGUUGGAGCCCGAGUAUUUUGAUGGUUUUCCACAGGAUUAUAAUGGUCGAAAGAAAGAGCUUGCAGGAAGAAGAAUGCCAUUUAUAAAUUCUGGUCCUGCUAACAUGCCCAAUGGAAAUGAAAAGUUGUUCUUCCCACAGGAAGAGCCAAUUGAGUACUCUGGUUCAAGGGACCAAAAUCCUAGGUCCCGUGCUGGCAAUUUCAUCUCCUCCUACGAUGAGAGGCAGAGGCAAAGAAGAGUGCGUGGUCAGUCUCCUCCUAUAACUCCUAUUCAAGAAUUGGCAACUGAUAACAAUCAAAAAGAAGAGUCGGUUGAAAGCAUGGAAGUUAGACAUAGUACACAUUUAUCAUCCCCUGUCAUUAAGGAUGUAAAGGAGUCUAGUGUGGAGGACAAAGAUACUGAGCUUGAGGACACUGGGACAGCUGAUGGAAGUUCCAGAUUGGAAAAGGAGGAAACAGUAGACAAAGUAGACACCCUUGAGGAUGGUGUAGCAAAGAGACAGAAAUUAACUUCUCAAGUUGAUCAACCUUCACUUGAUGAAGUUGAUGAUUGGGAUGACUCAAAAGCUGCAAAAAGUAGUGAUAACAGCAAAGCAAGAUCAGCAAGCAGCAGGGAUAACCAGAAGCGGCGCGAGGGUUUUGAGGAAGAAGUACUUCAGAAUCCACGAUCGGCACAUCUAAAUAGCAUCAGACAGCACCCUGAUGAAAUUGAGCAGGGAUUUUAUAGAAGAGAGCAUGAUGCAAAGCAAGAACCAGAAAGAAAUCGCAUGAUACAUAAAGGCAGAGAGAGGCCAUACCCUUACAAGGACCGGCAUCCUAGCUCAGGUCCUCAGUUGCACACAAACACUGAUGGAUUUGAUGGGCAAAAAGAAAGGGACAACUAUGACAUAGAUUGGGCACGGAGAGAUGAUGAUCUCUACAGCAGAAGGGUUAGAAAUGAUGAACCUAGAAAGAGGGAUAGGGCUAAGGUUCGAGAAAAUGAGAGAAAUGACAAAGAAGAUAGCCUUCAUUCAAGAAAACAGUUGGAUAAUGGUAGCAGCUACAGGCUUUUGUAUGAUAGGGAUGUUGGGUCUAGAGACUCAAGACAUAGGGAAAGAGGUGAGAGCUUGAGGAUUUGGUAUGAAGCAGUUGAGGAUUACCAUGGCAAGAGGAGAAAGGAUGAGGAAUAUCUUAGGAGGGAGCAUAUUGACAAAGAAGAAAUUCUGCAUGGCUACAGGGAAAAUGCUAAUCGACGCAGGCGAGAUAGAGAUGAAGUAUUGGAUCCACGGAAAAGGGAUGACCUGCAAAGAAUUAGAGAAAAUCCUGAUGAUCAGUAUGCUGCUAGGCAGAAAGAUGAAGCUUGGGUACUGAGGGAGAGGGGUGAUAGGCAAAGAGAUAGGGAGGAGGGGCAUCGGAUAAAACAGUCCCAUGAAGAACACAUACCCAAGCGUGAAAGAGAAGAAGGACGGAGUUCUAUAAGAAGUGGGCGUGGAGCUGAAGAAAAAGCAUGGGUUGGCCAUGUUAGGGCUAAAGAUGAACAUAAACUUUCUGAGAAAGAAUACCAAUCCAGAGAAGCAAUGCGGCACAAUGACCAAUUGAAGAGGAGGGAUCGAAUUCAGGAUGAAAGUCUACAUCAUAAGGGCCGUGAUGAUACUUCUGCCCGUGGAAACCAAUAUACUACCGAGGAAAGGAGAUCUAGGCAGGAAAGGUCAAGUAGUCGUAGUGAUCGUGUUGCUAAUACUUCAGAUAACCAAAAAGUUAAGCAUAGAGAAGGCUCAAGGAAAAGCAAAGAACGUGUUGUUAGUGACCUUAAUAGUUUAGGCCUGUCCAAGAGAAGUCAAGAAAAUGAAAGUGGUCCAACCAAUGAAAAGGGCUUCAAAGGAUCUGGUGAUGAAGAACGUGCUCAGCAUGAAAUUCCAGGGCAUCGCCUGUCCAGAAAACAGCGGGAAGACGUUUCCUCAGAAGAUGAACAGCAAGAUUCUCGCAGAGGACGUUCUAAAUUAGAACGCUGGACAAGCCAUAAGGAAAGGGAUUUCAGUAUCAAGUCUGCUUCCUUGAAGUUUAAGGACAUUGAUAAGGAUAACAAUGAUGGGUCUUCUGAAGCUGGGAAACCUGCAGAGGAACCUGCUAAACCUGUUGAUGUUGAUGACCAACAUCACUUGUCGGCUGAAGCAAGGGAUUCUGCAGAUAUGGAGAAUAAGGAUGCUGAUACAAAAGAAUUGGGGGAUCGGCACCUUGACACAGUAGAGCGGUUGAAGAAGCGCAGCGAGCGGUUCAAGCUCCCGAUGCCUAGUGAAAAGGAGGCCCUUGUCAUCAAGAAGUUAGAAAGUGAACCUCUGCCUUCUGCCAAAAGUGAAAAUCCAAUAGAUUCAGAGGUCAAACAAGAGCGACCUGCCCGGAAAAGAAGAUGGAUCACCAACUGAAUAAAAAAUCUAGUUUGGCGUGGGAAAGUUUCAGCUUGGUCUUUUUUUUAUUUCUUCUUCUAGAACCCUGAAGCCAGCCAUGCUUAUUAAUCUCUAUUGAAUGUUGAGAAUCGCAUGGGUUUGGGACAAUUUGUACUUCAGUAAUGUCAUCUUGUAACCAUACUACCUAUACAUUUAUUGUACACUGUAAAUAUACAAGUAAAAUGUAAAACAUGAACUACCACUACAGGUGGCACAUAUUUUGGGUGUCCAAAUAUGGCUCUUACCUGGAUGAUCUGGGUAAUGAGUGAACGUGACCAAAGCUGGAUGCAAUGACAUUCAGAAAACAUUGGCAUGGCUGGUGAGGCAUUGAGCCUGAUACUGGCUCCUCCCACUUGAGGCCUGGCAGGUCAAAGCUUUUGGAACAACUUGGUGAAGGGCUAUCCAAAGAAAUGCAUGCUGCCUGCUUCUCAAAUGUGUUCUUUAAAUUGAAUUAUAGAUGCCAUGGAUUAUUUUCUCUGUUGUAGACUGUAAGCAGGUACUGAUUACUCAUUUUUCCUCUAUCUCUACAAUUUUUAUGCUGGAAUCAUGAGACUUUAGCAAUGAGCCUUUGUUGUAUCUAGAGAUCAAAUGACAUGUAGUUAGUUAUUGGCUAGGGAUUUCGACAAGUAAUGAAAGAAAGUAAAAUCAUAAUUUAUUUCCUCCCA
Cajanus cajan (pigeon pea) is the source of this 4778-nucleotide messenger RNA. NCBI's taxonomy places the organism in Eukaryota, Viridiplantae, Streptophyta, Magnoliopsida, Fabales, Fabaceae. The record is from RefSeq and is a predicted model, not a curated record.